Molecule: messenger RNA, 719 nt
Organism: Oppia nitens
Lineage: Eukaryota; Metazoa; Arthropoda; Arachnida; Sarcoptiformes; Oppiidae
Gene: RpS10b
Product: 40S ribosomal protein S10-like
Exons: 4
Coding region: 195-674 (159 amino acids)
Cellular component (GO): cytosolic small ribosomal subunit
Molecular function (GO): RNA binding; structural constituent of ribosome
Source: RefSeq, a predicted model, not a curated record
GUAAUUGAUGUUCGACUCAAUGGUAUCCAAACAGACAUGACUUAAGACUUCCCUUUCCUUUUGUACUUCACUUCACUACAAGUGUGACAAUAAUUACCGCAAUUUGGCGACCAAUUAGUCGACCAACAGGUCAUUUGAUCCCCGUUUUCACUACAAAAGGUAAUUACAGAUCCCGAUUUUAAGUGACACUCAAGAUGUUGAUGCCGAAGAAGAAUCGAGUGGCCAUUUAUGAGUAUUUGUUCAAAGAAGGUGUAAUGGUAGCCGAGAAGGACUUUCACGCACCCAAACAUCCGGCACUGGAAACUGUUCCCAAUCUUCAUGUCAUCAAAGCGUUGCAGUCACUCAAGAGUCGCGGUUACGUUAAGGAACAGUUCGCUUGGAGACACUUCUACUGGUAUCUGACAAAUGAAGGAAUUCAAUACCUGAGAGAUUUCCUUCAUUUGCCGCCCGAAAUAGUUCCGCCAACCCUUAAACGACAGGUCAAGACCGAGUCGGCUCGACCGCGAACUCAGAAAGCCGAUGAGAACCGACCACAAAGAGAUGGCGGUCGCGAUAAUUAUCGCCGCGAUUUUGAUCGUGAAGGCGGUGGUGGCGGCGGCGGAGCUCCUGAGAGACAAUUCAGAGGAGGUUUUGGUCGCGGAGCGGGUGGUCCAGGAUUUGGUGGACGUCAGUGAAGUUUAUAUCAAUUGUUUGUAAUAAUUAAUAAAAACAAAUUGAAA